This is a messenger RNA of Dermacentor andersoni, 4466 nucleotides long. Its product is annotated as phospholipid scramblase 1-like. Gene Ontology annotation, biological process: plasma membrane phospholipid scrambling. The record is from RefSeq and is a predicted model, not a curated record. Gene Ontology annotation, molecular function: phospholipid scramblase activity. Lineage: Eukaryota; Metazoa; Arthropoda; Arachnida; Ixodida; Ixodidae. Gene Ontology annotation, cellular component: plasma membrane.
UACUACUACUAUUAUUUUUCCUUGGGCGCAGGUAAUGGACGUGCGCGAUGCUUCCAUGGCCAUGAUGGGUUCCCUCCGGAUGGAGUUCGCGAUCAUAUACCCGAACUUCUCGGUGCUGGACAGCCAGGGGAACGUUGUCCUGCUGAUCAAGGGCCCCUUCUGUACAACAUCCAUCUGUUGCGAAGACGUGGUCUUCAAUAUCCUAGCCACGGACGGCGUCACCCAGCUGGGCGCGAUAACGAAGAACUGGACCGGGAUGUGUAGGGAGGCCGUAACCGACGCCGACAACUUCACGGUCACCUUCCCAUUGGAUUUGGACGUGAAGAUAAAGGCCGUGCUGCUCGGUGCGGUCUUUCUAAUUGACUACAUAUACUUCGAGAGUUCAAGCGGCCACGACUGCAGGGAACGGUUCCGAUUCCGCGAUUUCAACUGGUGAAAAAAAUCGCCGGUUUUGUUAUGCGUCCCCAAAGACGGCCGGGCUGCCCAGGAAGGCUGCAACCAUGGCGUACUUCGAGGCCUUUGCGCAGUCGACGGCAUGUUUGCGAACAAUGCCCUUACCGUACAUUUCCGUCUAUUCCUGUACCUCGCCAAAAGGAUGGCUAUUGUUUUACGAUUUUACCACGAGUUUCUUGCGCGACAUUUAUGCUUGCAGCAUAUUGGUUCGUGUGAUUUUCUUCCGGAAUAAGUCGUUUGCCACGCAUCUCAUCGCACAAGAACCGGAAGAGCAUGUUUACAAGGUCCGCGUUAUUUUGCAUGAAUCCUGUUGUCUGCGAUAUAUCUGAAGACGGGCAAUACCUGCCGGCUGCACUGAGCAAAGCCUGGUUAUGGCGUACAUGUCCCCGUAUAGUGAAGACACAGCUAUAGCGAAGAGCAAACGUGGCUGCUCUAAACAUCGUCACCAUCCGCCCGUCCUUUUUUUCUAGAUAUCUCCACCUAUGCCCAUCCUGCGUCAGCCCAGCCCACGUUCUAAACCUGCAGAUUUCCUCGACUUGUCGCCUACCAACCUCGACUAUAUGUUGUUCUUCCAUUGGACACUCGCUAUAUGCUACAAUAUUGCGUCAACGCUUUAUCCGAGAUAUCCGAGAUUCGCACGAGAUGAAACUCGCCAGAGAGUCGUGAAAACGCCCCACAAAACCACUCGGGCUAAACCCGAGUCGAAAGCCAGGAAACAUGAAAUUGAGAAACCGAGAUGAGGACUGGAACUGAAGAUGAGAGCAACAAAUUUCCAAAAGCUUUUCGAAGGCAGCUAUAUGUUUGUCUUAGUGGCCGUGGCGGCUCAUGUAACAGCAUGCAACCACAUUGCAAAAGCCAGCGGCAUUCACUACGUUUCAAUGGCGCAGCAGCAGAUGGACAGAUCAACGAAGACAAGCUCCGACUUUCAAUUGAAAUUUAUUUUAAAAUAGGUAAAUAUAUAUGCACAAAAAUACACGUGUAAAAGCGUAAACCAUCGAUAAGAGAAAUAAAACUACAUAAGCAAUAAAACCAUAAGCAAUAAAACCACAAGUAAUAAAACACUAAAAUCCGCGUAAACGAAGGGUGGAGGAUGCAAUCGGCAACGUGUCUGCCAGGCCACACACUAGUUUGUCUUCAGAGAGAGAAAACGUUUAAUGAAAUCUUCCGAGGGAGCGGCAGCGAGCGUCAGUGAUCCAUCAACUUCCCCGACAAGAUCUCAAAGGCAAUUCUAUGUCAACCGCCGAGUGUCGCGGGCGGAACAACUGAACGGUGCGCCUAUCGCGACGCGACACACAAACACACCACAAUCUUGAGCGGACGCUGCCGUUUGUCUGUGUGCUCUUUCCUCAGGUAUGCCAUCAACACCUGACAGCAGUCCGGUUUGUUAUAUUCAGAACGGCGAUUGACCAGUGGUCGAGGUCGGGGAUGGGCACGAGCACCGAGUUAAAUGUCGACCGUGCACGUCCAUGCAGGGCGCACGUGAAGAAGUGCGUCGUCAGCGCCUGAACGCAGAGACCAUCUGGAACUUCUCUGGCACGCUCGGCCCACAAGCCCCACGUUGAAGUCAGUGGCGCCGGCAUUCAGCCAGUUGGUGCCGAGCACGGUUUUCAGGUCCCUGCGAGUGUGACUGUAGACCGAACUUCGCACGACCACACGAUGCUUGUCACCUCGCCCGCGCCUCCGCUCCCUCUGAAGGCGGCUCCGAAUCCAUUCGUCAUCCAUGGUCACCGCAGCACCUGCCCGAUCCAUGCACACUGCAGGUAUGGCGAGCCGCUCCUCUCCAGUCAAAGUGCGGGUCGACAGUGUCGUGUAGUGGAAGCCGGGCAGUGCCACACGUCCUCUAGACGCCGCAACGCCACCGAGCAGUCUUGCGCCGUCUUCGGGAGGUCGGAGAGGUUUUAAUUGGCCCGUGCUGGUCCCAGGCAUGGUGGAGACGUGGAACCGGAACCUGGGAUGGGGGGCAGGCAGGUUUCGAAGUUACAAUCACUGGCGCGACAGGGGCAUGCUAGGACUACAGAGUCAUCGCCGAUCAGAAAAAGUAGUUUGAUUUUAUUACUGCGCUCUAGGAAGUCUUUUACAGCAAAGCUGUAUAUGGCUAGGGUUUCGUGCAUUUUUGUUCCGUCAAUGAAAACUAUCAUCAUCAAUGGUCCAUACCUCCGUAGGCAAGCGAAACAUUGCAAUGGCUAAUAGCCACAUAAGGCAGAGGCUACAAGCACUCAGCAAAGCGAAGCCAACAGUGCUUACAUUCUUGCUAAUCACGCAUACAACAGACUGAACAGCAUGUCGAAAACUCGUCAAUGGCUCAUAGCCCCAUACGCAACAAUGCAAUGCCUCAUAGCCCCGUAAGGUUCAUGGCUACUCACUUUGCGUGGGUUAGUUGGGAUGACAGUAUACCCGUGUGGUCGUUGUCGGUGAAUUCAUUGUGGAUGUGUCGAGACCGAAAAGGUAGUUGUUUAGGCGUUUCGUGUUGCAGACAUGUCGCUUGCGAUUCCACACCGAUGCGGUCCACCCGACAACCCAGCGGUGUACGUGCAUUUGUCCAAAAUUCUGUGUCACCUUUGUGUCGUGUGCUAAACAGCUUCGCUGGUCGCCCACCUUCACACAGUAGAAUGGCUCACGAUUUUUGGCACAGGCUGGGUAGAUAAAUGGCACGACUGAUAGCACACUUCUUUUUCAGUGCAAGGCCGUAAUGUUCCAAUAUGCGCAUACUUGAGAUCACUUUCACAGACAGGCAAUCACAGAUACAGAGAUAGCAUAAGGCAUAGAGAGUCAAAGAACGAACCCUUGCAGAAUUUCAAGGUUGUUGGGUGAUUAGCAUAGUAACAAGAAGCCACAAACUGAACACUUUCGGCCCAGUAAGUCAUGCACCGCACCGAGAAGCAGUAAUCCUCAGCAUUAAUUUCACAAAGACAGUUGUUUGAUGCCUAAUACGUCCUUACAAGAAGUUAUUGUGGUUAUCAUGUCGCUGUUUUCAUAUCGCCUCCAUCAUCAUUCCAUUCACAGCUUUAAGCUAUGGGGUGUUACGUGCCAAAACCACGAUAUGAUUAUGAGGCACGCCGUAGUGGGGACGACUCCGAAAUAACUUGGACCACCAUGGGUUCUUUUACAUGCACCUGAAUCCAAGUACACGGGUGUUUUCGCAUUUCGCCCCCCAUCGAUAUGCGGCCGCCGGGGCCGGGAUUUGAUCCCGCGACCUCGUGCCCAAUACCAUGGCCACGAACAAACCACGGCGGGUUGCGUUGACAGCUUUGUGCAGCAAAUGACAGGCGCGCGGAAUGCCAAAGCUGUGUCUUGAUUUGAUUAGCGCAACAACAAUCCGUGCAACAAAAGCAACCUUCCUCAGAGGCAACAGGGCAACAAGUCCCGAGAUACUGCCUUCUGAACCUAAAUAGACUGCCGUUGUUUUUUUUUUCUUUAGCGGUUUGAAGCAUCGGUAUAAUUUUGGAGCGAUCUACAGCCAUUGUAUUUAAAAAUAUAACCAUAUAUCCAUGCGAUAUCGGCUAGAAGUCACAGUGGCGAAAGAAGAGUCAGAAUGGUAGGCAAAUGAACGGUUUUUCUGAGCGCGGCAAACAAAGGAAAGAAAGACAAAAACGUACAAAGUAAAGGUGAGAACAGGACACAGCAAAAAGUCUAAUGUGCCCUUUUCCGAGGAUGUGUCUUUCCAACGUCUUCAGGGCAUAACCUUAUGCCAACUGAACAAGGUCCAAGCAUCUGCCAAGUAAAAACCGGCAUAUCGUGAAAAAAAAGAAAAAAAGGAAAGCCGGCAGGUCCCACGCCGUGUGGGAAUCGAUGUUAUACGAAGCAGUAUGCGAGGAGCCUACCAAGUUAACGAAACAACUAUGAGAGCACCAAGACGUAGGCGGCUGUUUCAUGACCUACGUACAUGACACUGUGCGCCGAACCAGGGGGCACAGAUUCGAUGAACCUUGUCACGCUCAAGUCGCAACUGAAGUGUUAUAUUUUCUCUGCUUCCCGUCAGCAAUAGAAAUGUGGAACAAGUGUGCUCGAUCCGU